AUGGCCAGUUUGGAAGAAUUGUUGAGUAAACGUAUUGCAACCCUCUCACAAAAUCAUACACAAUUUCUUCUCACAACCUCGAAUGCACCCAAAAUAGCCUACUAUAUGGGUGAAGCACUCGAUGCAAAGGAUGUUACCUGGAAGAAAUUUGUAGAGAAAUUAAAGGCUGAUUUUUCCAUUGCGCAAGUGAGUGGUCAAAUGAUUCGGGAUGGUUGUCUGGUUCGGGAUGGAUUUGAUAUAUUGUUCAUGCCGGGAGGGGAUCCUGCUCAACACGUCAAGUUGAUGGGCGAAGAGGAAGGUAUGAGGAGAGUGAAGGAAUUCUUGUCUCUUCCAUUGAAGGGAUAUGUUGGAUCGUGUGCUGGAGCUUAUUGUGCAAUGGCUAUGGAAACUAUGGAAGGUUAUCCGAAAUUACAGGAAUUUAUGCCAAAAACUUUGGAUAUUUUGGAGGGAUUUAUUAUUAAAGAUAGAGAAGUACACAAUUGGAAGAGAGGAUUUGGAACAUCAUAUGUUAAAUUUACAGAAAUUGGAAAGGAAAUAUUCGGAGAGAAGAGGGAUGAAGCAUCCAUGUUUUACAGAAAUGGUCCAAUAUUACAUGUGACAGAUUCAUCUAAAUGUCAGGUAUUAUGUGAAUAUACUAAUGAGUUUACUGUCGAUCCAGCUGUUCAGAAGGGAUUCAUGAUUGGAAGUGCUGCCUCAGUAUGUGGACGAUUUGAGGGUGAUAAGGGAAGAGUCUUGUUAUUCUCUGCACAUCCAGAAACAUCUGGUGAUGAUAUGAAUCAAUUAUUAAUCAAUUCCUUCAAAUUUGUUAUCACUCCUUGA
Molecule: messenger RNA, 819 nt
Organism: Naegleria gruberi
Lineage: Eukaryota; Heterolobosea; Eutetramitea; Acrasida; Naegleriidae
Exons: 2
Coding region: 1-819 (272 amino acids)
Source: RefSeq, a predicted model, not a curated record